Molecule: messenger RNA, 2208 nt
Organism: Papilio machaon (common yellow swallowtail)
Lineage: Eukaryota; Metazoa; Arthropoda; Insecta; Lepidoptera; Papilionidae
Gene: Ptpmeg2
Product: tyrosine-protein phosphatase non-receptor type 9-like
Exons: 15
Coding region: 21-2048 (675 amino acids)
Biological process (GO): protein dephosphorylation
Molecular function (GO): protein tyrosine phosphatase activity
Source: RefSeq, a predicted model, not a curated record
AUGUCAGUUUAGUUAUAAAGAUGGCGGUGGCCUUGUCACCCGAUCAGGAAUUGGCCACAAAGGCGUUUCUGGACGCCCUAAGUGAGGCGGGCGCGAGCUGCGUGUCCCGAGCUACCGCGAUCAAGUUCCUUUUGGCGCGUAAGUUCGAUGUGGCUCGCGCACACGCCCUCUGGCGACAGCACGAGGCAACUCGACGUCGAGAAGGUCUCACCAAGUUUGAGCCCUUCGAAGAUCCCCUUAAAUCGGAACUUGCCACUGGAAAAUUUACUAUAUUGCCUACCCGUGAUGCGACUGGCGCGGCGAUAGCUGUGUUCACAGCCAACAAGCACUUUCCCACACAGACCACACAUCAGACAACGUUGCAGGGUGUAGUGUACCAGUUGGACGUGGCGUUACAAUCUCUGGAGACACAGCGCGCUGGCCUGGUCUUUAUCUACGACAUGACAGACUCCAAGUAUACCAACUUUGACUACGAACUCUCACAGAAGAUACUCACCAUGCUUAAGGGUGGUUAUCCGGCCAAGUUGAAGAAGGUUCUAAUAGUGACCGCGCCGCUGUGGUUCAAGGCGCCGUUUCGCAUACUACGGCUAUUCGUGCGCGAGAAGCUGCGCGAACGCGUACAUACGGUGAGCGCGCCGCAGCUAGGCGCGCACGUGCCCCGCGCCAGCUUGCCUACGCAGCUCGGCGGACAACUAGCCCCAGACCACGCCGCCUGGCUGGAGCACUGUAGAAAUUGUUAUACGAAUAACCUUCAAAAUAACAAACUGGAUGGUGUGAUAGACGAAUAUGUGAUCAGUAAUUAUAUUCCCCCGGUCAAAACGCAAAAUGGUGUAAUAGAGCACGAGGUCGCGCGCGAUAUGACUAGCGACCGCGUGGCGCGUCUCGAGCAGCCCGACGCGAUGCACAUCAGCGACCCUCCCUACACCUGCGACACAGGCCCGCUCAGACAUACACACGGCUACAAUGGCGACAUGAAGGGCGGUCACAUACACUCCGGAGAUGAGGACGACGUUGACUUGAUCACUCGAGGCACGUGGUCUUCGGGCGAGGCAUCUCCAGGUCUAUCGGAUGAGGAGUGUGCGGGCGGAGGCGCGGGCGAGAGCGCAGGCGCGCUGCUGACUCGUCUGCGCGCGCUCGGACGUCGCGGACUUGUCGCAGAGUACGAGGAGAUACGAGCUCGUCCUCCGCAAGGCACCUUCCAACAUGCCAAAUUGCCAAGUAAUUUAUCAAAGAACCGGUACACAGACGUUCUGUGCUACGACCAUUCCCGUGUGCUGCUAUCACAAACGGACCCCGAGGACCCCACCACUGACUACAUCAAUGCUAACUACGUGGACGGAUACAAGCAGAAGAAUGCAUUCAUAUGUACACAAGGUCCUCUGCCGAAGACGUUCAGCGACUUCUGGCGCAUGGUGUGGGAGCAGGGCUGCCUGGUGGUGGUGAUGACGACGCGUGCGGUGGAGCGAGGUCGUGUCAAGUGCGGACAGUACUGGCCGGCGGCGGUCGGAGCGCGCGCUCUGCAUCCCCCCUUCGCACUGCUCACUGAAGCUGUUGAUGUUGAAGAUGAUUAUAUUAUAUCUCAUCUCGUACUCACUGAUUUAAGGACGGAGCAGUCGCGGCGAGUGUGGCACGGACAGUACGUACGCUGGCCUGACUACGGCGUGCCGGGCGGUGGUCGCGCACAGCCAGUGUUGCGCUUCCUGCAGCUAGUGCGGCGCGCACAACGCACUGCGCUCGCUGAUUUAGGAGAUGCGUGGGCAGGUCACAGUCGGGGACCUCCCAUAGUGGUGCAUUGCUCCGCUGGAAUUGGUAGGACUGGUACAUUCAUAACACUGGACGUGUGCACGUCGCGGCUGUCUGCGGAGGGCGUGGCGGACGUGCGCGGUACUGUGGAGCGCGUGCGAGCUCAGCGCGCACACUCCAUACAGAUGCCCGACCAAUACGUCUUCUGCCAUCUCGCCCUACUGGAGUACGCGGUAAUGCACGGGUAUUUAGAGUCUGCUGAUUUGAACGGCUUCGAUGAUGAUAAUGAAGACGAAUCUGAAUGAAGAUUGGCUCGGCCCGCCUGCACCGUGCUCUAGUGCGGCCCCACAUCUGCUCUCAUCGGUCGGUACCAGCCAACAACGGUACAUACCGAUCUUUAAUGUUUCAAAUUGGUCCUCACCGGUACGAACCGGUUCAAACUAGUUCAAACUGGUACGAACCGGU